GUUAUUCUUUCCAUUUUGACCCUUGCGCUCUCUGGAUCCUGUUGUCUGUCUCUACCCCUCCCAAUCGAGAGAGGAACCUUGCCGAGCCGCUUUGCUGCGAUGAUACCGCCACCGUCUUCUCCGGCGGCCACCCCGGACCUCAACCUCGUCCCAUUUCCCAAGAUCGAGCCUAAACUAGAGCCCGCGGACGAUCUCCAUGCCGACGUAACCGCCCCGACGGGUCCCCUUGAGCCCUUCCUGCCGCCUCCCAGCCCCAUCUUUAGCCCUAGCCCGAGUCCGAGCCCCCGGAUCGACCCCGCUUCCGGCUAUGAUAACUCCUCGCUCUUCGCCGAGUAUCUCCGCCUUGCUCAUCUCUAUGCCUCCUCCUCCGCCAACCAUAACCCACUUUCUAUCAUCCCCGCCCCGCCAGAUCCGUCGGCCAGUUCCCCCGCUGUCGUCUCCGCCCGGAAGAAGCGUAAGCCUCGGUCGGGAGAGAUGGUUCGAGCCUCCUCUAUGAACGUCCCCGACCUACUCCACUUCCGUGACAUCGUCCGCCGAACCCGGAUCACGUUUGAUUCUCUGCGCGUGUUUUUCCUCCAGGAGGAGGAGAAAGGGGAGGCCUUUGAGGCGAUCUGGGGCAAGAGGACCCGCCCCGACCUCAAGGCCUCGACUAUCAUGGCCGAUCAUGAUCUCUGGCUCAACCGUGACAGGAGGAUCAUCGGUUCCAUCCCUGGCAUCGGGGUCGGUGAAAUCUUCUUCUUCCGCAUGGAGCUUUGCGUCCUUGGCUUGCAUGGGCAGAGCCAGGCAGGGAUCGACUACGUUCCAGCUAGUCGAAGUGCCACCGGCGAGCCCAUUGCCACAAGCAUUAUUGUUUCAGGCGGCUACGAGGAUGACGAGGAUAGUGGGCUCAUGCUUGUCUACACUGGUCAUGGUGGCCGCGGUCCCAACAUGUUCAAGCAUAGCAUGGAUCAGAAGCUGGAAGGGGGAAAUCUAGCUCUGGAACGGAGUAUGAAUUAUGGCAUCGAAAUUCGUGUGAUCCGUGGGAUAAGGUCUCGUCACAGCCCUGGAGGAAAGAUUUAUGUCUACGAUGGCCUUUACAAGAUCGUCAAAUGCUGGAUGGAUGUAGGCAAGUCAGGGUUUGGCAUUUACAAGUACAAGCUGUUGAGAAUUGAAGGCCAGGAGGAGAUGGGUAGUGAUAUUCUUAAGUUUGCAGAAGAGUUGAAGGUGAAUCCGUUGAGUGCAAAGCCAACUGGUUACGUGAGUCUUGAUAUCUCAACAGGCACGGAGAACUUCCCUGUUUCAUUGUUUAAUGACAUUGACGAUGAUCGAGAACCAUCACUCUUUGAGUAUCUAUGCCGACCAAUUUUCCCAGCUGAAGCUUUUCAAGGUAAGGCAAAUGCUGAUGGAGGCAGUGGGUGUGCAUGCGUUUCAAAUUGCACAGUAGGUUGUUUCUGUGUGAUGAAAAAUGGCGGGCAAUUUCCAUAUGAUUCAAAUGGGUUUCUUGUGAGAGGGAAGCCAUUGAUAUAUGAGUGUGGCCCCUCAUGCAGUUGUCCGCCAAGUUGUCCCAACCGAGUGAGCCAAAAAGGGGUGAAGCAUCGGUUGGAAGUGUUUCGUUCAAAUGAGACAGGAUGGGGAGUGAGAUCACUGGAUCUUAUUCGAGCAGGGUCAUUCAUUUGUGAGUUCAGUGGCAUUGUACUCACUAGCCAACAAACUGAGAUUCUUGCCUCCAAAGGCCAUUGUUUGGUACACCCUGGCCAGUUUCCAGGAAGAUGGAUUGAAUGGGGCGACAUAUCUGAUGUCAAUCCAGAAUAUGUUCCACCUAACUAUCCUAUCGUGCCAAGCUUAGACUUCUCAAUUGAUGUUUCAAGAUCAAGGAAUGUCGCAUGUUAUCUGAGUCAUAGUUGCAGACCAAAUGUGUUUGCACAAUUUGUACUAUUCGAUCAUAAUAAUUUGUCAUAUCCUCAUGUUAUGAUCUUUGCAAUGGAGAACAUACCUCCACUGAGAGAACUGAGCAUUGAUUAUGGGGUGGUAGAUGAACCCGUGGAGAAACUAACAAUGUAGCCAAUUACACUGUCGGAAGUGAUAGAUUUUGAAGUCAUUAUGCUUGUUUUGAUAUCGUGCAACCAACUGGUGUGGGAGUCCAAUGGUUCUAUGGCCAAGUGAUGGAUUCAAGAAACCUCCAAAAGAUGUGUUCUCAUAGGGAGCUGAUGUCUGUUUCUUUAUCACUUCCACUCGUGUUUGUUCUGCGGAAGCAAUUUGUGAAGCUUCUGAAGGUGCACGUCACUAAUGCUGACAGAAUUAAGACGCAGUUUUUGUACAACUGAAAGACUUCGGCUUGAAACUUUUUCCAGCAACUAAGCAUUAGUUGUAUUUGAGUGCAAUGUAUAUUUUUUGUACAGCAAAUGAUACUUUGUUAUGGAAAAUGUAAGCCCGUAUUCAAUUUGUAUAAGAUCAUGUGUUUGGAGAAGUUGUCUAAAGCCCAACUGAGGAAAUUUUAUUGGAGCAAAACUGAAGGCAGAAGUAGCAUGCAAUAAA
Zingiber officinale is the source of this 2514-nucleotide messenger RNA. Its product is annotated as histone-lysine N-methyltransferase family member SUVH9-like. The transcript has 2 exons. Bases 100 to 2040 code for a protein of 646 amino acids. The record is from RefSeq and is a predicted model, not a curated record. Lineage: Eukaryota; Viridiplantae; Streptophyta; Magnoliopsida; Zingiberales; Zingiberaceae. Gene Ontology annotation, cellular component: nucleus. Gene Ontology annotation, molecular function: protein binding; histone methyltransferase activity; zinc ion binding.